Molecule: messenger RNA, 2725 nt
Organism: Coregonus sp. 'balchen'
Lineage: Eukaryota; Metazoa; Chordata; Actinopteri; Salmoniformes; Salmonidae
Source: the annotation of a GenBank genome assembly
AUGGCUUCCAGAGCAAAGAGACAGAAUGGUCAGUUACUGAGUUAUAUCUAAGCUUACAUUUUCAGUGCAUUGUUUAUAGUUUUCUCACAUUGUAUUUAUAGGCCUAGUCAUCAAUAGUAAUAUGUUAUGUUGAUUCUAGCUAAAAUAUUGGUCAUAUAUUGGAAAUUUGGUCAUACUGUAAUGCCUAAAUUCAAGUGUGUUAUAUUUUAUAAAACAUGCCCUCUUCUCUCUAGUAGGGGACCAGCGUAGUCUCCCUGAGCUGAGAAUCAUCCUCCUGGGGAGGGAUUGGCUGGAGAAGAGUCAAACAGGAAACACCAUCCUGGACAGGAAGCUGUUUGACACCAGGAGGGACGUGGAGAUGUGUGUGAGGAGACAGAGUCUAGUGAACGGCCGGCAGGUCACUGUGGUCAACACACCAGACAGAUGCAUCCAGUACUCCGUGCAGGACCCUCUCCUUGUCCACCGUAACAUAGAAGCCAGUAUGUCCAUGUGUCAACCAGGUCCCCAUGUCUUCCUCAUGGUCAUCCCUUUGAACCCACGCAAAGGCAGGGAAUGGACAGUAGAGGGCCCCCUCAAGCUUUUAAACCACACAGUCUGGAGACACAUUAUGGUAGUGUUUACCAGAUGUGAGAAACUCAGGGGAAUGUCACUAGAGGAUCACAUAGCGAGACAUGGGUUUCUCCAGGAGAUGGUGGGGAAGUGUGGGCAUAGGUACCAUGCUUUAAACACUAAGGCCAACACAUGGUGCGAUGAUGUCACUCAGGUCCCAGAGCUGCUGAGGAAGAUAGAUAAAAUGGUGGCAGGUGAUCCUGGUUAUGUUGUCAUGAAUGAGAGGUUUUCAAUGGCAAUUGAAGUUAAGAGGACGGCAGAGGAUGAGAGGGCGAGCCUGAGACGGAUGAAGGUUCAGAGACAGAGGGAAACACUCAGAUCUCUGCUCAGGGGUGAGGAUCAAAAAAAUUCUAAAUAUAUAUAUAUAUUUUUUUUACCUAAUGAUUUCCCCCAAACCUUUACCCUUAUAUUUUAAUUGGUUCGGUGCGAUAUAUGAAAUCAUGGAAAUAGAUUAUGUUAUCUAAAAUAAAUAUCUCCCAUUCAGGUAAGUCCCACCAACUAUCUGAAGCUGAGCAGAGAAUCAUCAUAGUGGGACCGCGAUGGGUUGGGAAGAGCUCAUCUGGAAAUAGCAUCUUGGGUAAGGAAAACUUUGAGGCUGGACACACGACUUCUCACAGUGUGAAGAGACAGGGUGACAUCGCCGUAAGGCAAGUCACAGUGGUGGACACACCCGGGUGGCAUGGGCGAUACUGCACUGAGGAUACUCCUGAAGAAGUAAGACUUCAGAUUACCCAAGGUGCAUCUCUUUGUGCUCCAGAGCCGCACGCUGUCCUCGUGGUCGUACGCAGUGACGAAACAUUCACAGAGACAGACAGGUCAAGAGCAGAAGAACAACUGAAUCUGAUUGGCUGGUCAGUCUGGAGUCAAGCUAUAGUGUUAUUCACCUGGGGAGACAAGCUUGGAGACACAACCAUCGAACAUCACAUCGAGAGAUGGCCUGCCCUUCUGUGGCUUGUUGAAAAAUGUGGUGACAGGUACCAUGUCUUUGAUAACACAAGCACGGCUGGAGGCCCUCAGGUCAAAGAACUUCUGGAGAAAAUUGAGGAGACAGUGGUGGGAAACGAUGGUGGACACUGGCUCAAAAUGUACUGGGAGCUCGGGGAGAGCAACAAGAAGUUGACAAAAAGCUCUGAGGAGAUUGGGAGAAGACUAGAGAAGGUAGAGAAGGAGAAUAACAAGCUUAAAAGUAUGAUUGAAGAGAAAGAGAGGAAAGUAGAGAAAAUACAUAAGAGAUAUGAGGAGAAUGAUGGAAUGUUGAAAGAGAUGGAGCAGAGAAGCACAAUGAGAGAAAAGGAGACAGAAGAGAGACAUAUGGAGUAUGAGCGAGAGAAAGAGGCCCUCAAACAAAUGUGUGUGGAGAACGACAGAGUAUUGGAUCAGAUGGAGAAGAAGCAUAAAACAGAAAGUAAAGAACUGAGAGACAAGAUAGAAAACCUGGAAAAGAGAACGUUUGAAAAAGAAGAGGAGUUGAAUGCCACAAUAGCUGAUUUACAGAAGGAGUUACAAGAGAAUAAACAUAUGAAUGAAAUGAAAGAAAGGCAGGUUUCAAAGCUUGAGAGAAAGGUAACAGAGAUUAAGCAUCAGAAUAACGUGAGUGAAGAAGACAUGAUCAACCAUCUGAAGAUUAAGGAGGAUCGAAUGCAACUACACAGAGAGGAAUCUACAGCACCUGCAGACAUGGUGGACACAUCUUAUCUAAGUGAGUGCGUGAAUUGGCUCCAUUUCAGAUCUCAUUUAGCUAUAAAUGUAGUUAAAUAAUGUAAAACAUGGUGAUUGUUAAUGCUAAAUCAUAAUGCAUGCGCUCUCUUUUACAGAGACUCAACAUAGACAUUUGAGAAAGACACAGAUGUUGUCACAGAAGGAAGACGAGAGGCAGAGGGACACAGCAGGACGAGAGCAGAGUGUUGGAGAUGAACAGGGAGUAGCACCAUGGCUGAAGGUUGGGGCAGCAGUACUGGGGGCAGUGGUUGGGGCCAUGGCUUGCUCUGUGAGGGCACCACUAAGGGCAGCCACAGGGACAACUAUAGGGGCUGCAGCAGGGUCUCUACUGGGGAGUUUACUGAUACGAGGUGAAGAGGCCAGAGAGAAGAAAAUGGAGUCUGAUUCCCCUGAUUAG